AUGAGAGCUACCGCCGUGUUAGCCACUUUUUCAGUGGCGAUUGCGGCCAUUGCCAACGACCCAGAGCGGUCCUUCCCCACACUAGCGCCGUCGCUGUGGUGGGAGUCCUUCAACUACUCGUCGCUUGCCAGCCUGCCAUGGAAACCCCUGAAGAUCAAAAAGGCCCACGAUAAGCGCAAAAAGGUAUACGAUGGCGAGUGGAAGCUUGAAGAACCUUAUAAGUAUCCCAGUGAGAACGCCACCAAGGGUUUAGUGUUGAAAACCAAGGCGGCCCACCACGGUAUCAGCCGCUGGUUCGACGAGCCGUUCACUGUGGAUGACGACCACCCUUUAGUGGUACAAUACGAAGUUAAGCUUCAAACCGGGCUUGAUUGUGGCGGGGCUUACCUCAAGUUGCUUGACUAUAACGCUACCGACGCUCAGCCUCAGUUUAGUUCCGCCACCAAGUAUCAGGUGAUGUUUGGUCCUGAUCGGUGUGGUUCCAAUAACAAGGUCCACUUUAUUCUCAAUCGCAAAUCACCCGUUACUGGGGUGAGCAGUGAAAAGCACCUUGUGGAGCCGCCAAUGGCCCGCUAUAACUUGCUUACCAACUUGUACACCCUCAUCGUUGAUGGUGACCACUACGAAAUCAGAAUUAAUGGUAACGUUGCCAAAGCUGGCCGUCUCACCGAAGAAGGCACAUUCUCGCCGCUGCUUAAUCCUCCUGAGGAGAUCGUUGAUGAAAAGGACUUUAAGCCUCUUGAUUGGGACGAUCGCGAAUACAUCCCUGAUCCUGACCAAACGAAUAAACCUGACUGGUGGGAGGAAAAGCAUGGUCGUGUAUACAUCCCCGACCCUAAUGAAACGAUGCCGGCUGACUGGUUAGUCGAUGAGCUGCCCUAUAUUGAAAUUGAGCGUGACCAACCUGAAGACUGGGACGUCGACCGUGAUGGCGAGUGGGAAGGGAUGCGGCUUGUGGUCAAUCCCAAGUGCAGAGAAGUCAGUGGAUGUGGCCCCUGGGCGGCCAAGAAGAUUCCCAACCCUGAUUACAAGGCGAAGUGGAUUCAACCCGACGUGAAGAACCCUAACUACAAGGGCGAAUGGCAACCCCGCAAUAUCACCAACCCCAAAUACUAUAACGAUACUCACCCGUGGCGUCUUCUGCCCAUUGGCGGGAUUGGCUUUGAUUUGUGGAGUAUGAACCCCGAUAUCCUCUUUGACAAUAUCUAUCUUGGCCACUCUGUCGAGGAAGCAGAAGCCAUCGGUAACCUGACCUUCCUCCCUAAAUUCCAUCAGGAAUUAGCUGAUAAAAAGCUUCGAGUUGCGGAAGAGGAAGCUGAGGUGAAACCAGCCCUGCCUCCUCCCCCUCUGAUGGAAGAGCUUAUGGAACAAGAAGACCACAGGCCAAAGUCAAACAAUUUUGUCGUGAAGUUUUUGAGACAUCACUUGUCGGAGGUGGAAGAGAUUGCCAAGGGGCUUUUCUUGAAACCCAUCCCCACCAUUUUCGCUGACCCUGUCAAAAUCAUCAUCUACUUCUGCGUGUUUGUAGUGUUGUUCUCGAUUGGGUUUGGUGUGGUCAUGGCAUUGAUCUUUGUUGUGACGGGCAUUGUACCUGAUGGUCCUCCUCCCGAGAGUUUGACUCAACAAGUGGUGAACCAAGCCGUUGAUGCUGAUGCUAGACGAGAUGCGGAUGCUAAGGCGGUUGAAGACACUACUAAGCAAGUGGUGGAGAUUAUCGAACAAGAUGAAGACGCCGUAGGCGUGAAAGAGACUGAGGCGGAGGCGUUGGCUAAAACCAGUACUACCACUGCGACUAAGCGCCGUGGUCACACUGACGAGACCUUGUGA
Molecule: messenger RNA, 1827 nt
Organism: Diutina rugosa
Lineage: Eukaryota; Fungi; Ascomycota; Pichiomycetes; Serinales; Debaryomycetaceae
Product: calnexin
Exons: 1
Coding region: 1-1827 (608 amino acids)
Biological process (GO): protein folding
Cellular component (GO): endoplasmic reticulum membrane; endoplasmic reticulum
Molecular function (GO): calcium ion binding
Source: RefSeq, a predicted model, not a curated record